This is a messenger RNA of Hirsutella rhossiliensis, 1050 nucleotides long. RefSeq lists its product as uncharacterized. Lineage: Eukaryota; Fungi; Ascomycota; Sordariomycetes; Hypocreales; Ophiocordycipitaceae. The transcript has a single exon. The record is from RefSeq and is a predicted model, not a curated record. The coding region runs from base 1 to 1050 and encodes 349 amino acids.
AUGCUGCUGUGCACGUCGUCGCCGCGGCGGGCCCUGCCGCGUCCGCCGACGACGGUGACGGCGCCGGACGGGUCCAUAGUCGCGACGCCCUUGUCGCCGCGGCCCAGGGACAAUAGCAGCAGCAACAAGGCCAGAAUGCCGAGCCCGUGUUCCGUGGAGCGCAAGCUGUCCGCGUCGAGCUCGUCGUACUCGAUGGCGCCGUCGGUGUCGGUCGCGGGGGGCUCGCCGUCGAGGUGUCCGACAUCGCGCUCUGCGCGCGAGCAGCAGUAUCCGCAAACGCUGGGCAACACCAUCGCCGAGCUGCGCCGGAUGAACAGCAUGGUGAGCUCGUACAGCGCCGCGUCUGUUGCGUCGACGGCCGUGGGCGGCGGCGUCGACAUGGCCGACUCGCCGACGCUGCCCAGCCUCUUCAGCGGCGGCGUGGCGGCGGCGGCGGCGGCGGCCAUGUCUCAGGCGCAGGGGCGGCCGAUGCCGCGACCCAGCGCCAUCGGGAGCCGGCACUACCUCAACAUCGGCAACAGCCCGCCCAAGCACCGGCCCCACCACCACCGCAAGUCCGCCUCGGCCGACGGCCGCUCCGCCGCCACCGCCGCCGCCCGCCCCAGCAGCGAUCGGGACCGGCUCCUGCUGCAGCACCAGCAGCGCCGGGACAGCCUCGGCAAGGAGCAGCAGCACGGCAAGGAGAACCAAGGCCUCGAGGUGCUCAAGGCGCCGCGGGUCGACGGGGGCCCGCCUCCGGUGCCGGGCCUGAAGAACCCCCGUCGCAGCGCGAACCGCGAGAUGCGGGUCCCGCUGCCGGGCUCGUGCACCGUGCCGCUGUCGCCAGCCACCGUCUCCGCCUCUGCCGCCCCUGCCGCCCCCGCCGCCCCCGCCGGCAUCAGGCAGAAGCUCGUCCCCGGGCCGGUUAAGAACCUGGCCGUCGCGUUUGAGAAGCGCAUCGCCGACGGCCGCCAAGGCCGCGUCGAUGGCCUCGGCCGCCGCGAGCGGGACGGCUCCCCUGCCACGCUCUCGUCUGACGGAGAGUCUCGGAAGCGGUGCCCGAGGAUGUGA